AUGAUUCAGGUUCCAAUUAUUGUUAAUGGGUAUAAAAUUUCAGCGGUUCUGGAUACUGCCACUGAGGUUACUAUUCUCUCAGAUCGGUUAUUGAAAUUACUUGAUGAAAAACCUAAAAUUUCUAAACCAGUUAUCAUGCAUGCUGCGGGUCGAGAUGUGCAAAUGAAAGGUGCGAAGCUUGAGCCAGUGAGAAUGAAACUAGGAGAAGGGUGGUAUUGUGAGUCAUUGUACAUGGCUCCGAUUGAAGAUGACAUGUUGUUGGGUCUAGAUUUUUUGCUAAAAUAUCAGGCAAAGGUAAAUCUUAGUGAAAAUUACCUGGAAAUAGGCAAGGAGAAAGUAUCCAUAAUUAUGGGGGAAAAUAAUGCAGUGAAAGUAAAACGAAUUACCAUUAGAAAGAAAUCGGUGAUUCCUGCUUUUUCUGUAUUACGAGUACCCGGUCAAAUGGAUAUAUUAGACUCUGAAUAUAUUGUAAAACCUUUUGUGGAUAGGUUAUUGUCACCAAGGACUUUACAGAAAGCUUCUUCAAAACCAAUAUUGUCAUUUGUCAAUUGCAAUGACAGAAGUGUCAAAUUGCAAAAGAACCAAACAGUAGGAUUUGCCUAUGAAACUGACAAGGUAAUAGAUCCUUCGUUAAGCACGGAUAGAAUCCAGGUGACCCAAACAAAUGUCAAAAAUGAAGAUGAUGACUUUAUGGAAGAAAAUAUACCAGAUCACUUAAUUGAUCUUUACACCAGAUCUAUAGAGAAUUUAGAUUUAGAUCAAGUUGAAACUGUGAGACAAUUACUAUGCAAUUAUUCAGAUGUGUUUGCUCAGAGUGAAUUUGAUCUGGGAACAUUUACAGCUAUAGAACAUUCUAUAGACACGGGGGAUGCAAAACCAAUUAAGCAAAGAAUAAGAACACCUCAGUGUUUUGUGGGAGAAGAAGAAAAACAUCUAAAUAAAAUGCUGGAUGCCGGCAUAAUAGAACCAUCUGUGUCAGAGUAG
This is a messenger RNA of Ostrea edulis (European flat oyster), 984 nucleotides long. RefSeq lists its product as uncharacterized. Lineage: Eukaryota; Metazoa; Mollusca; Bivalvia; Ostreida; Ostreidae. The coding region runs from base 1 to 984 and encodes 327 amino acids. The record is from RefSeq and is a predicted model, not a curated record. The transcript has a single exon.